Messenger RNA from Xenia sp. Carnegie-2017, 4890 nucleotides. Its product is annotated as WD repeat-containing protein 7-like. Lineage: Eukaryota; Metazoa; Cnidaria; Anthozoa; Malacalcyonacea; Xeniidae. Gene Ontology annotation, cellular component: cytoplasm. The record is from RefSeq and is a predicted model, not a curated record. Gene Ontology annotation, molecular function: protein binding.
AAAUAACAUUCGUUUUUACCCUUUCGAUGUUUGAAUUCUGCAAUUUGCUCUUAAAAUUCUGGACGUGAUCUUUCACGUUUAAAACCAGCUAUUUUGUGUGUUCAAUUUAAGCCAAAGUGCAGCAACUCAGAUUACUGCCGGUAAAAAUCAUUGCCGGAAAUUUCUUUCCCAGGUGAAAUGGCUGUAAUUUGAACAGGUGAAGGGCAGUCAAUCAAAAGUGGAAUUCUUCAAGUGAAAUGUCCACUUCAGCCGUCGUUCCGUUGGUAUUCUGGGGCAGCACACCUCCUAAACAUGUGGUAUCCUGUAUUUUGGUCACUUACGAUCAAAAGACGAUCAUUACUGGUUCCAAAUCAGGUCAACUUGGUAUAUGGGAUAUAAGGCAUUUGGAUGGGGGCAAAGUCGAAGUUGUUGCUAAAAGUUUGAUAUUUGGUCAUAAUGAUGUUGUGACAGCACUGGCCUGUGCCUGCGUUGGUUUGGAAAAUCAAUCAGCUGUCAUUAGUGCUGCAGAAAACGGCGAGCUUUGUCUUUGGGAUGUCGAUGAUGGUCUUUGUAUUCAAACCAAUUUUAUACCUGGUGCACACUAAUUUACUGGUAUAUUGUCUUUUUCUCUUAUUAGCCAUUUCGUGUUUCUACUGGUGGCAGCAAGGAGUGGAGUAGUGUGUCAUGGAUAUUACUUGGACGUGUAUAUUGUGGAUGUCCUUACAUUGGAGGUUCUUCACACUUUGUCGCCUUCAGCCUCUUCCAAUUGGCUAGCAACUGCAUGUGUAGUCAGGCCUCCAGAAGAGGAUGUUCUUGUUGGGACAUUGUUAGGGACUAUUAAAAUUUGGCCUCUCAAGAGAAAUCCUGAUAACAAGCCUACAGAAGCCAUGUAUGAUCAAAGUCUACCACAAAUGGCUGGAAUCAAAGCACUUCAUGUUGUAUGCAAUCCAUUCUCCCAAAGAACCAUUCUGAUUGUAUCUGCCAAGCAAUGGCAGAUGUACGAUGUGAGUAACUUUCAGUUUCUUGUGGCUGUGCCCGCUGUUGCUGGAGAAAACUGGACAGCUGCUGAUUUCAUACAAAGUAAUUGUGUCUUGGUUUGGUCUAAGAACAGGGGUCUCCAAACUACGGCCCGCUGGCCAGAUGUGGCCCGUUGCGCCUCUCAAUCCGGCCCACAGAGACACUUAAGAAAGCCAAUUUCACCACUCACAUUGAGAAAACUGAACAGACUUAAUGAUCUGGUCCUUUAUGAAAAGGAAGCAAUUUAUUUUCAAAUUGGCUUUAUUUUGAUAAUGAUACCUGAUAGGUUAUCUGCCGAAAUGUAUGGGAAGGCAUUCAUGUAUUGUCUACCACCAAGGUGUUGCCCUGAGAAAGAGAAUGUUCCAGCUGGACAAGUUACCGAACGUUCGCCUAACUUUAAUGGCCAGCCUCAGUUGAUUUGCUCAUUUCAUGAUAGAAGUGAACAGAGGACUUUCAGUGGUUCGAAAAUGAUGUUUUCGUACGGUCGUCUGGAACCAUUUCACAAGUUGAUAAUCGAGGGAAACUCUAGCGGAAGAAUUAAGGUUUGGUCUAUCGAUGACAUCGUUCUCGAACUUGGCAAUUACGAAGAGCGUCUACUUACGAACUCUUCCGAAGCGAUCCCGUGUGACGUAAGCACUGGUUAUGCUGAUAUUUGGAAUUCUUUGACGAAGCCUUGCGGUUUGUUGGAUUCCUUGGAUGGAAAUCAAAAACCAAUAAAGAUAACUUCAAGCCUCUUUCUUGGUGCUCAAGGAAAAAUUGCUUGUGGUCGGCAGGAUGGAACUAUUAUCAUAAUAUCAGCAACUAAAGCAGCAAUCACCCAGUUAUUUCCUUUGCCCACGACAUCUUGGCCCAAAUACCAAAAGUUGAUUGGUCAUGGAAGUAAGGUCACGUGUCUGCUCUACCAUGGAGAGUAUGACCGAUAUGCUCCUGAACACUUUGUGUCUGGGUCAGCGGACUUCACUGUCAACUUAUGGAAUCUUGCCACUGGUGUUCGUUACAUCUUUUCAGCCAAUGGUGGCGAGAUAUCGCGACUCACAUGUACACCACCUGAAUGCAGCAUUCGUAUUCAAAACUGCAUCUGCUCAAUAGCUCAAGAUCACUCCGUUGCAUUGCUAAAUCUGCGAGAUCAUCGUUGUGUAUUACUGGCAUCGUGCCACCGGUUCCCCGUGCAGACUGUAAAAUGGAAACCUGCUGAAGAUUUCCUUAUCAUUGGCCUCUCGGACGGGAGUGUAUAUGUAUGGCAGAUCGAGACUGGAAACUUGGACCGUCACGUGACAGGUGAUGCUGCUCUUGAUAUCCUUAAUGCGUGUGACGAUGAAUCAAAUAAACAAACGACGAAAGGAAGCCCGAGGCCCAGGGAACUUUUCACGAAAAAAUUGUCGUACAUCGCAACGAACAUUCCCAAGAUGCCAUCACAAAUAUCGCUUCGGAAAGUCAAGAAGUCUCGCAUGUCUGACAAGGCUCGGAACCACGAAGUCGAUAGCUAUCAAGAAAUGAGCAAGAGCGUCCCGGUUCGAGUGACGUCUCUGAGGACUGGACCUAGUGAAUCAGAAAUUCAUGUUAUGCUGUUCGAUCUGGAAGCACUUAUCUGUCAUCUUCUUGUUGAAGAAUUCAAGAUGCAAAAAAUCGGUUCGAACUCUCGAAAACAUCGGAAAGAUUCGCAAAAGCAAGUUUCAUUCACGUCCGAAAAUCGAGUUAGCCCAAAUUUGAAGUUUUUAGAAGAAAUCCAUGAUGGUGCUCAGCUCUUAGUCUCUUGUUUGCACUCCUGGGGCCUGGAUCCAGAGAUUGAUGAUAUUUGCACUGCGAAACUUGGGCUUCUAAAACCUGUUAAACCUGUUUUGUUUGGCCUUCUCACGCAUCGAAAGCUUAGCCUUAUCAUGCCUGGAUGGUAUUCUCAUGCAGCCCGUUCAUCGCCUUGCGCCCAAAAUUUGCCAGGUGGAAAACUCAAUCCUGACGAACUCUACGAAUCACGUUGGCAAUUUUGUUCUGCAUUAACAACACAACAUUCACUAAGUAUCGUUGCCUUGACCAACACGCUGAUGAGCAUGAGUCAGAUAAGCUUUUUGCCAGACGCAAAAGGUAGUCGCGCUGACAAAACUACGAAAGGUUCUGAUGUUGAAGCGAUGCCACCCGAUGACGCAAGCAUGGCUAUCGCUUCCAUGAUCCGUGCCAACAUCAAAGCCGGUUGGAGUCGUCUCGCAACAUUAUAUUGUUGUUUAUUACCCGAUAAACUGGACAUGGCUCAUUACAGGCCACCACUUCUACAUGUUUUAGCCAGACGUUGGCAAGACCGCUGUCUCGAGAUUCGUGAGGCGGCUCAGGCCAUUCUUGUUACUGAGCUCAGAAGAAUCAGCCACGAUGGUCGAGUGAAGGUUGUCGAAACCUGGGUACAAUAUUUACCUCAACAAAUCGAAGGGUCCAGUAUAAUGGAGUCAAAUGAUUCUGAUACAGAAGUAUCUGAUUCAAGCGGAGUCACAGCUACGGAAGACGAUUUCUCUGAAGACGUUUCUAAUGUUCUUGAUGGUGCGAAAAAACUCUUUCAAUAUGACGCGAACCGACGCCAGGCCACCUCGAUUAUAAUGUUGGCCAGAUUUUAUGAACGUUUCCAAGAAUUUGCUAUUCAGUGGAUAGUGGUGUUCGGCCUUCGUGCAACCGCCUCCUGGUCGUUCAUUGUAUCAUAUUUGGAUGCGCUUUUAUGUAUAUAUUUGCCAUGUUCUUAUUCAACUAUACAUUUUUUAUCAUCAUCGUAUAAUCAAGGCGAAGUUUUGCUCCAACCACGUGUUGUGUAUCUCACAAGCCGAGCUCUCAUGUACAUUUUACUGAAGUCUCAGUCACUGACCUCGCGAACUUUAUCUUACACACCUAUGCGACGAACAGCGAUCGAUUUGAUUGGUCGAGGAUUUCCAUUAUGGGAGCCGCACAUGGAUGUUUCAGCGGUACUCAUGGCUUUAUUAGAAUUGUGCCCGGACAAUAGGAGUCACGUGGCAUCUUUUUCCAGAGGGUUGCCGCUGUCCAGUGCUGCUGACUCGCAAAGAUCAGCACGACAUGCCUUGACUCUUAUAUCGACUGCUCGACCUCUGGUUUUUAUAACCACCUUGGCUAAAGAGGUAGCACGAAGCUCCUCCGCUCAAGCAUUGCUGUCAUUCAAUCAAGCAUCCCCGGCAGCCAUUGCGGUUUACAGUCAUGUUCGUCCCCAGCCCUCGCCCACCGACAUCCAACAUUCGUCCACGCUAUAUCGUUCGAAGAAAGAGAUAUUGCGCGUGCUGGAGUUGAUGAUUGAUAAAACGCAAAGCGAAGUAAUGAAAUUAUUAACGGAGGUCGUUCAGAUCGUAAUUUAUUGCGUCGAGUCGAAACAGCUGAAAGAACGUGGCAUGAUGGAGAUAUUUCCAGCACUCUUUAAAUUUCACAUGAUAAGUUAUUGUACAACUACAAGACGUCUUGCAGUGGGCUUAAAAUCUGGGCAGAUCACUCUCUAUGAUUUGAGAUCAUCUAAAGAUCAGAUUAUUUCUGCACACUCCUACGCAAUCACCGCGGUAGAAUUUUCCAAAGAUGGUAAACUUCUAGCUACAUAUUCAUACCAAGACUCAAAGGUACACUUUUGGCAGACGAGUUCCUCGUUGUUCGGUGUUCUUGGAUCAAGUCAAUGUAUUCGCACGCAUAACGUGUGGAGAAAUGUGGAGAUCACACCUGUUGGUCUUAAGCAGACAAAACUUGUAUGGGUUAAUCAAAAAUCUGUCGUGUUACUUUUAGCGGAUGGUAAACAGCUUACUUUCUCGGUGUGAAUUAAUUCGAUGCUCGUGUACGAUAAAGACAGUUCUAGAAUUUUUAUUUAAAAUGUCGAAAUUUUUUCUUCAAAUCAUCGAAGAAGAAUUGCUGAUACAAAUGGGCCGCAAA